Dipodomys ordii (Ord's kangaroo rat) is the source of this 4708-nucleotide messenger RNA. RefSeq names its product WD repeat domain 62 (gene Wdr62). Bases 83 to 4648 code for a protein of 1521 amino acids. Gene Ontology annotation, cellular component: mitotic spindle. The transcript has 32 exons. NCBI's taxonomy places the organism in Eukaryota, Metazoa, Chordata, Mammalia, Rodentia, Heteromyidae. Gene Ontology annotation, molecular function: protein binding. Gene Ontology annotation, biological process: regulation of mitotic cell cycle; neurogenesis; mitotic spindle organization. The record is from RefSeq and is a predicted model, not a curated record.
GCGGCCAUUCGCUUAUUCGAGUGGGUCGUGGUGGCUGCGGCGGUUAAGGCGUGUUAACGGUCGCUGGUUCUCCGGCUGCAGGAUGGCAGCCUUAGGGUCCGGAGGCUACACGCGGAACGAUGCGGUCGAAAAGCUGCCAUCUGUCAUGGCGGGAGUUCCGGCGCGGAGAACCCAAUCCUCCCCACCUCCCGCCCCACCGCUUUGCCUCCGGCGGCGGACGCGACUCGCGACGGCGCCCGAGGACACAGUGCAGAACCGGGUAUCACUUGAGAAGGUGCUUGGGAUCACAGCCCAGAAUAGCAGUGGUCUAACCUGUGACCCUGGCACAGGCCAUGUGGCCUACCUGGCAGGCUGUGUGGUUGUGAUUUUGAACCCCAUAGAGAACAAGCAACAGCACAUCUUUAAUACGGCCAGAAAGUCUCUGAGUGCUCUGGCCUUUUCCCCCGAUGGGAAGUACAUAGUGACUGGAGAGAACGGGCACAGGCCUGCCGUGCGCAUCUGGGAUGUGGAGGAGAAAAGUCAGGUGGCGGAGAUGCUGGGCCACAAGUAUGGUGUGGCCUGCGUGGCCUUCUCACCCAACAUGAAGCACAUUGUGUCCAUGGGCUACCAGCACGACAUGGUCCUCAACGUCUGGGACUGGAAGAAAGAUAUCGUGGUGGCCUCCAACAAAGUAUCAUGCAGGGUCAUCGCCCUCUCUUUCUCUGAGGACAGCAGCUAUUUUGUCACCGUGGGCAACCGGCAUGUGAGAUUCUGGUUUUUGGAAGCCUCUACUGAAGCAAAGGUGACAGGCACCGUGCCCCUGGUCGGGCGCUCAGGCAUCCUGGGAGAGCUACACAACAACAUCUUCUGUGGUGUGGCCUGUGGCCGGGGCCGAAUGGCAGGCAAUACCUUUUGCGUGUCCUACUCGGGCCUCCUCUGCCAGUUCAGUGAGAAGAGAGUGCUGGAGAAGUGGAUCAACCUGAAGGUCUCCCUGUCCUCCUGUCUCUGUGUCAGUGAAGAGCUCAUCUUUUGUGGCUGCACUGACGGGAUCGUCCGAAUCUUCCAGGCCCACAGCCUGCACUACCUUGCCAACUUACCCAAGCCACACUACCUUGGCGUGGAUGUAGCCCAGGGCCUGGAGCCCAGCUUCCUCUUCCACAGGAAGGCAGAAGCAGUCUACCCUGAUACAGUGGCACUGACCUUUGACCCUGUCCACCAGUGGCUGUCCUGUGUGUAUAAGGACCACAGCAUCUACAUCUGGGAUGUGAAGGACAUCAACAAAGUGAGCAAGAUGUGGUCCGAGCUCUUCCACAGCUCCUACGUCUGGAACGUGGAGGUUUAUCCUGAAUUUGAAGAUCAGCGGGCUUGUUUGCCAUCGGGGUCUUUUCUGACUUGUUCCUCUGACAACACCAUCCGCUUCUGGAACAUGAACAGCGGCGGCUCCAGCUCUCAAUGGCAGAGGAAUAUCUUCAGCAACACUCUGCUGAAGGUAGUGUAUGUGGAGAACGAUAUCCAGCACUUGCAGGACACCUCCCACUUCCCUGACCGGGGCAGCGAGAACGGGACACCUGUGGAUGUAAGAGCUGGCGUGCGCGUCAUGCAAGUCAGCCCUGAUGGCCAGCACUUGGCUUCAGGUGACCGAAGUGGCAAUCUGAGGAUCCAUGAGCUGCAUUUCAUGGAUGAGCUGGUCAAGGUGGAGGCCCAUGAUGCCGAGGUGCUGUGCCUGGAGUACUCCAAGCCUGAGACAGGACUAACCUUGCUGGCCUCGGCUAGUCGGGACCGACUGAUCCACGUGCUGAAUGUGGAGAAGAACUACAACCUGGAGCAGACCCUGGACGACCACUCCUCCUCCAUCACAGCCAUUAAGUUUGCUGGCACGAGAGACAUCCAGAUGAUCAGCUGUGGGGCAGACAAGAGCAUCUACUUCCGCAGCGCCCAGCGGGCCUCAGACGGACUGCAUUUCAUCCGUACCCACCACGUGGCAGAGAAAACCACCUUAUAUGACAUGGAUAUUGACAUCACACAGAAGUACGUGGCCGUGGCCUGCCAGGACCGUAAUGUGAGGGUCUACAACACGGUGAAUGGCAAGCAGAAGAAGUGCUACAAGGGCUCCCAGGGUGAUGAAGGAUCCCUGCUGAAGGUCCAGGUGGAUCCAUCUGGCACUUUCCUGGCCACAAGCUGCUCAGACAAGAGCAUCUCGGUAAUAGACUUUUACUCGGGCGAGUGUGUUGCCAAGAUGUUUGGCCAUUCAGAAAUCAUCACAGGCAUGAAGUUCACCUAUGACUGUCGUCACUUGAUCACCGUAUCCGGAGACAGCUGCGUGUUCAUCUGGCACCUGGGCCCGGAGAUCACCACCUGCAUGAAGCAGCACCUGCUGGAGAUCAACCACCAGGAGCAGCGACGACAGCAGCAGCAGCCCAAGGACAGGACGUGGGGUGACCACCCAAGGCAGGAGACCUACACAUCCAUGCCCAGCGAGAUCCGAUCCCUCAGCCCUGGAGAGCAGACAGAGGAUGAAACAGAGGAGGAAUGUGAGCCAGAAGAGCUGGUGAAGACCCCAUCCAAGGAUAGUUUGGACUCAGAUCCCCAGUGCCUGCUGACCAAUGGCAAGCUGCCGCUCUGGGCAAAGCGGUUGCUAGGGGACGAUGAUGUGACAGAUGGCCCUGCCUUCCAUGCCAAGCGCAGCAGCUACCAGCCACAUGGCCGCUGGGCAGAGCGGGCUGACCAGGAGCCCCUGAAGACCAUCUUGGAUGCUCGGGCCCUGGAUUGCUACUUUACACCCAUGAAACCUGAGCAUCUGGAGGACUCGGUUGUGGACACAGUGGAACCGCAGAACCUGGAGGAUCUGCUGGGUGAGGCAGAGAGUCCCCAGGAGGAUGGCCAUGGGCAUCCCUCCUUUCUAUCCCUGCAGAGAGAGUCAUCUGAGGCCAACAAGCUCCUUGUCUACUCCCUGGACAGAGAAGUCACAGUCACAGGGACCGCCAGCCAGUACUAUGAGAAGGAGGCCAGGGCGGGGCCUGGAGAGCCACAGGCUGAGGCCUACCUCAAGGCGUCCUCCGUCAGCUUGAAGAACCAGAGCCCACCUGAGGGGGAAGCUGACUUAGACCGCCCCUUUGCUGCCCCUCAUUUCUCUGCUCCACGGCCUGACCUGGACUCUCGGCUCACCAUGACCAUUCCCCACGAGCCAGGAUGCCUGGGUAUGGCAGAAGAACCGCCCCGGCCUGAGGGGCCAGGCCCAGCCAAUAGCUCUGUUCCCCAGACUCCUGAGCAGGAGAAGUUCCUCCGUCACCACUUUGAGACGCUUACCGAUGCCCCCUCUGAAGAGCUCUUUCAAGGGUCCCUGGAGGACGUGAAGGUCUCAGAGGCUGAGGACGACUUCUUCAACCCCCGGCUGAGCAUCUCCACACAGUUUCUGUCACGCCUGCAGAAGGCAUCCAGGUUCACCCAUACCUUCUCACCCCUGCUGCCUCUGCACCUGGUGAAACCUCCGGAGGCCAAGCUUCGCCACCGGGGAAGCCAGCCCCAGGCAGAGCCCCCGAGAGCAGGUACUGGCUACACCUCCCCAGACGGGACCAAUGUCCUUUUGGGGGCAAAGGCUGAGGAGCCCCUGGAGCCCCUGUGCCCACGGACCCCCCACCUUACAGGCCUGGCACCCUGUGUCCCUUCCUCCUCAGUGCUGCCCACAGACAGGAAGCCUUCAACACCCACAUCUGAACCAGGCCUGGAUCCGGGCGUCUGUACCCCCUCUACCUGCUCCUCCAUGGAAUCUACCACCAGCUCCCGAGCCAAGAUGUCAUGUGAGGAUCCCAUCCUCGCUGAGCUGGCCGGCCCCCUCCACAGACCCUCAUCUGUUGAAGAACUGGACGCUCUGGGCCAGGAGCUCCCGGCCCUUGUCACAGCAGAACCCAGUUCUGGAAACGAGGACCAAGAACCUUCCCUGCCUUCCUGGGGCAACCACGAGGCCCGAGCUGGCCUAAGACUCACCUUGUCAAGUGUCUGUGACGGGCUGAAGCCACCCACCACGUGUGUCUGGUCCCAGGAGUCCGUGGACAUGAGGCCUGGUGUAACAGCCAGCUCGCUAGCCACCAGCCCUAUGGAUGGAAGCACCCCAAGGCUCCACAGCUCUGCCUUUCUUCCAAAGCUCCCAAGCCCCCCCUCCCUGUCCCCGUCUCCCCACUCCAACAGCCCCCCACUUCCAGAAGUUAGGCCUGAAGUCCCUGGUAGCACUUCCUCCCUUCCGGAGCCCAGCCCUGGUGUACCCAGUCCUGUCCCAGGGAGCUCUGGACACUGGAGGGAGCUUGGGCUACCGGCUGCUGUCCUGCCCCCCACACCCCUCUACCUACAUGAUGUGACGAGCAUCUUGCACAGGCUGCAGACUGCCUUCCAAGAAGCCCUUGACCUUUACCACACAUUAGGCUCCAGUAGCUGGCUGGGCACUGACCAGCAGCAAGCACAGACCCUGCUGGCCUCCACCUUCCUUUGGAUCCACAGCCAGCUGGAAGCCAGCGACUGGCUGGUUGGAGAUGACUUGGCUCCUGCCCAGUCUGUGCCAAGCCCACAUCCUCCAUCCUCACCCACACUGGGCUCCUUGGCCAGCCCAGACUUGCAGGCCCUUUUGGAACACUACUCAGAACUGCUGGUUCAGGCUGUGCGGAGGAAGGCGCAGUGAGACCGAGGCCUUACUGCCGCCAUCACUUGCCGCUCUGGAAAAGCAGGUUAUUUUGAGCAA